This is a messenger RNA of Lagopus leucura (white-tailed ptarmigan), 536 nucleotides long. It is a transcript of the gene CISD3, whose product is annotated as CDGSH iron sulfur domain 3. The record is from RefSeq and is a predicted model, not a curated record. Gene Ontology annotation, molecular function: 2 iron, 2 sulfur cluster binding. NCBI's taxonomy places the organism in Eukaryota, Metazoa, Chordata, Aves, Galliformes, Phasianidae. Gene Ontology annotation, cellular component: intracellular membrane-bounded organelle. The transcript has 2 exons. The coding region runs from base 1 to 318 and encodes 105 amino acids.
AUGGCGGCGGUGCGGCGCGGGGCGGCCGCGUUGGCGGCCCGGCUGAGGGCUGCGCUCUUCCCCCGCAUCGCGUUUCCGUACCGCGUGGAGCUGAAGCAGGGAAAGAAAUACGCGUGGUGUUCGUGCGGGCACAGCAGGGCGCAGCCGUUCUGCGACGGCACGCACCGCACCUCGGCUCCGGACAGCGUUCCGCUGCGUUUCACGGCGGAGGCGGACGAGAAAGUGUGGCUGUGCGGCUGCAAACGGACCCGCAGCCCCCCUCGGUGCGACGGCAGCCACCUACGGCUGUGGGAGGCGGGGAGAGGAGCCCGGCGCUGAGCUCCGUUGCUGGACUCCCUCCUCACCUCCGUGACCGCAACCCGGCCGGGCACCCCGUAGGGACGCAGCCCCUGUGAUUGCGGUGGGUCCCGGGGUCUGCGUGGGGCUGAGCGGCAUUUAUUGCGCUUCCUGAGCUGGGGCGUAAUGCGAAUGUUUGCUUGAUAACUGUAUGGGAUGUUGCAAAUAUACGAUGGGAUGUGACGGCAGGUGGGAUGCGA